UGCACUCAAACGUGACAACGGGAACAUAAAUAACGUUGCCCCAAUGUUAUUGAGCAUAAAAAAUGAACACGAAGCAAGUCACCUGCAGGUAUUUUCUCCAUGGUGUCUGCCGAGAGGGGAAUAGGUGCAUGUUCUCUCAUGACCUGACCACCAGUAAACCUUCAACCAUCUGUAAGUUCUACCAGAGAGGUGUGUGUGCCUACGGAGACCGCUGCAGGUAUGACCACAUCAAGCCGGCUGGUAGUGGUGGUGGAGGGGGGAGAGGUGUGCCCAUGGACCUCCCUAACAGAAACCCCAUCACGGCUGGGGCCUUCAUUCCCCCUGGUGUUGCUGUCCCGGGACAUCCAGGCAACUCUGCACCCCCACCCAGGCACAAUGGAGGGAAGAAACCCCUGGUGCUGAGAGAUAGAGCCCAGGGCUGUGACAGCAGAAUGAUGCCUUAUGGUGGAGAUGGCCCAGAGGUAACCGAGGCAGAGUGUUGGGCGGAAUACCAUGAAAACAGCGCCCAUGCCAAACCUCAUUCCUACCUGGACGCCAUCAGGACCAGUCUGGAGUGUUCUGCCACGGCCGGCCCCUAUCCUGUCUCUGUCCCCUGCCCCCAGCAACAGCUCUGUCCCUACGCUGCUGCGGGACAGUGUCACUACGGAAACACCUGCCCCUAUCUCCAUGGUGACCUGUGUGACAUUUGCAGCCUGCAGGUGCUCCACCCACACGACCCCGAGCAGAGGAGAGCUCACGAGAAGAUGUGUAUGUUGGUGUUUGAGGCGGACAUGGACAAGGCGUUUGCAGCGCAGCACAGCCAGGACAAGGUGUGUUCUAUCUGUAUGGAGGUGGUUUAUGAGAAAGCUGCUGCCUCAGAGAGACGCUUCGGGAUCCUCUCUUCUUGCUGCCACACAUACUGCCUCUCCUGCAUCCGCCAGUGGCGCUGCGCCAAGCAGUUUGAGAACAAGAUCAUCAAGUCGUGUCCAGAGUGCAGAGUGGUGUCUGAGUUUGUCAUCCCUAGUGUGUACUGGGUGGAGGACCAGGAUGAGAAGAACAGACUGAUAGAGGACUUCAAGUCUGGAGUCAGUAAGAAGGCGUGUAAAUACUUUGACCAGGGUCGGGGAACCUGUCCGUUUGGAGGGAAGUGUUUCUACAUGCAUGCUUACCCCGACGGAACGCGGGCCGAGCCGGACAAACCCCGCAAGCAGCUGGGCUCUGAGGGGAACGUGAGGUUCCUGAACUCUGUGCGUCUGUGGGACUUCAUUGAGGAACGCGAGCAGCGCAGCGUUGCCCAGCCGCAAGACGAGGUCAGCGAACUGAGAGAACUCUUCAUGCAGAUGUCUGGUCCAGGAAGGGAGGAGAGCAGCGGGGUGUCUGCAGAGCCCUGAGCCCCAAACUACCCGUUACCCAGUCCAGCACUCUGCCCAACGGCUCAAACAUACAACACUGGAGAAUAACGUGUACUCACUAGUAAGCCUUUCAUGUUGAUGGUUUGAGGCUUUUUUUAAUCAUGGUACAUUUGUGUGGAAAGUAGUAAAUCUGUACAUAGAGCUGUAAUGGUUCUGAUAUGCUUUAGAUGCGGUCAUAUAGAUCAGCCUUCAGGAAGGUUACAGGAGAAACAUCUAAUUAAUGCACACAAGUCUGUUUGACUCAAUUUCGGCGUGUUAAUUUAGACAUUUACAUUUCUGUUGUCCAGGUAGCUAGUUCCUCCUAGAGGAACUGUUUAGUGUUGAUGGAUUCUCACAUUGAGGUUUAGCAACUUUAUCGGUAUAAAAUAAUAAUGGUAAUGUUGACCUUAUCCCACAUCUAUAGUAAGAGAAUAAAGCAGACAUCUAUUGUUGAGUGAAGCUGCCUGGGGUGACUAACCUAUAGCAGGGAGUCUGGAUAUUAUGCUACAGUGUUUAAUGUAUAUUCUAUGGUUAAUCAUUCAUUACUAUGUUGGCUUCUAAUGUAUUUAUCCAAUAGGAGUCCAUUCAUUGAAUAAAUCAAAUGUUUGACAGCGCUGUAUAACCUAUGGGUUAAUGAAUGGAAUAACUUGGAUAAGGCCUGACGUAGUACUUCACAACCAUGGCGUGUGUUCUGUUUCAGUCUAUAGAUAUUUGGCUUUGUUUAUUCAUUGUAUUUUAAUAAAAUAAUCUUUCAGGUUUAUAA
Messenger RNA from Salvelinus sp. IW2-2015, 2133 nucleotides. Its product is annotated as E3 ubiquitin-protein ligase makorin-2. Lineage: Eukaryota; Metazoa; Chordata; Actinopteri; Salmoniformes; Salmonidae. Gene Ontology annotation, biological process: protein polyubiquitination. The record is from RefSeq and is a predicted model, not a curated record. Gene Ontology annotation, molecular function: metal ion binding; ubiquitin protein ligase activity.